Bufo bufo (common toad) is the source of this 2589-nucleotide messenger RNA. Its product is annotated as palmitoyltransferase ZDHHC3-like. The record is from RefSeq and is a predicted model, not a curated record. Gene Ontology annotation, biological process: protein targeting to membrane; peptidyl-L-cysteine S-palmitoylation. Bases 543 to 1409 code for a protein of 288 amino acids. The transcript has 9 exons. Gene Ontology annotation, cellular component: endoplasmic reticulum; Golgi apparatus. Gene Ontology annotation, molecular function: protein-cysteine S-palmitoyltransferase activity. Lineage: Eukaryota; Metazoa; Chordata; Amphibia; Anura; Bufonidae.
GAUAACUGUGCCUGAGCCUCCACUGUGGGGGGCCACUAGAAUGGAGGGGCUCCUGGAAGGGGGGCCCCUCAGCAGUGCGAACUGUAUGUGGCAGCAGCGGUCCUAACCGCCCUCGCCCCUCAGCAACCGCGCGACUGCCCAGCGACCAAUCACAGCCGAGCUCUCAGCUACUGGUACUGGAAACGUGAAUCUCAUUGGUUGUUACGUGCAGCGGCGGGAACGCCUCAUUCCCGCCAAAUUCUCCUCAGAGACACCCGCCGACCCCCAACACUGCUGCUCGUGCGCCAACAAACGACGCAGGACCCGAAUAUGGCGCAAGGAUUUGUGUUAGAACACCGGCUAUAACCCAACCCCAGAAAUGACGCGCCUCAGACGGCUUCGCGGUCUCCAUAGCGACCACACACACCGGAAGUACGCCGCUCCUCGGUAACAGCUGAUCGCUCCUGUCAAUCACCUGGGCGCGCAGCGCUCCCUGCGGCUCGUGAUUGGAGCAGAGGCCGGCGGGGCGGAGCCUGGCACCCGGAAGUGUCUCCGCGCUGGCUAUGGCGGGCUGUGUGCGGGACCCGUGCGGGCUCCUGUGUAUCCUGCUCACCUACCUGAGCCUGGGCUACGCCGACUACGUCGUCCUGCGGCACAUCCUGCUCCACAGCUUCUCCGGCAGCAUUUGGUGUCCGCUCCACGCGGUCGGCUUCAAUCUGGUGGUCUUCAUUAUGCUGGCCUGUCACACCCGUGCCGUCGUCUCAGACCCAGGAAUGGUCCCUUUACCGGAAACCGCCAUUGACUUUUCAGACUUGCGCUCCAGCACGCCGCGCAAAAGUGACCGGCAGGGUAACGAGGACUGGACCGUGUGCAACCGCUGCGAGACCUACCGCCCCCCACGGGCUCACCACUGCCGCAUCUGUCACCGCUGUGUGCGGAGGAUGGACCACCACUGCCCCUGGAUAAAUAACUGUGUUGGGGAAUUAAACCAGAAAUAUUUUAUCCAGUUCCUGUUUUACACAGGGCUGACUAGUCUUUACGCAAUGGGCUUAGUGCUGGCCACUUGGCUCUUGCCAUCCAAGAAGGGAUCAGUGGAGGAUGCAGAGAAGGCGGCCCCUGCUCACAGCCACGUCCAGAUAGUCCACUGCAUCCUCCUCCUCGUGGAGUCCCUGCUUUUUGGCCUCUUUGUCACGGUGAUCUUUUAUGAUCAGAUUGUGUCGAUCAUUACAGACGAGACGCCCAUCGAGCAGCUGAGGAACAGACUCCUGAAGGAUGCGAAUAAGGAGGUCAUCCACAGCCGCAAACCAAAGAUGGCGCUGCUGAGGGAGGUGUUCGGCAGAGGGUAUAUGAUCUGCUGGCUCUUCCCAUGUAACACCCCCCCAUCUUCCGGGGGUCCGGCGUACACCUACCUUCCUGACUAUGACGUAUAGGUCUCUCUGGAUGGAGUGUGCCCUUUCUCUAACAUCUGAGGUUGUGUCCUGGGUUCUAUUGACCGGCGCCGCUGCUCUCCACACUUGGGGUUCAGAAACUGCACUACGGAUCGUUGUUACAUGUGCUCUGCUGCCCUCCUGUGGUCAGUGUGCAGAAUGCACUGGUGACUUCUGAGAGUUUUAUUUGCCCUGUCAGAUUUUCUGACCUCCUGCUGUGGAGUGGAUUUUCUACGUUUUCAGGCCUGACAGACGUUUACUCGCUCAUGCUUUCAUUCUGUUAUGACGACACUCGCCAGUAGGGGCGCUCAUAUGCACUGGAUUUUUUUCUUUUUGUACUUUGUAUGUGUUACUUCAUUUUUUUAAAUCUCCUCUGUUCGGACACAUCUGUGGUUAUUACUGUCCAGGCGCCACCUUGUGGUUAUUACAGGUCGGUGCUCUGUGCCUCCUCUAUUCUUUACCCUGCAGCUCUGCUUUUUUAGCCCGUGAGGAGUAAAAGAAUAAUUAUGAUCUGAGAGGAGGAGCCUUGUCAAGGGGGUGGAACCUGGGCAUGUGUUAGUAUGGCCAUGCUAUAAUUAUACGAUGCCCUCCUUGAUGCCAGGCUGCUUGUCAUUAGGACCCUCCCCAGGUCUGUUUCUCCAGGUUCAGCCUGCAGGGUCUGAUCUCUGCUGCCCCCUGCAGGCUCAUCGCUGUGGUACAGUAUUCUCUGAAGUGGCCAGCAGAGGGCGCUCCUUUUGCACUUUCAGCAUGCUGUAAGAUUAUCCCUUGUGAGAGCCACGUAACCCGUCUCCUGCGGGAUAGAUGAGGGGCAGGCCAGCCGCGCACUACAACUCCCACCCUCCUCUACCAACCACUACUGCACGUCCAAUAGUCGUCUCUAUAUGUUAUCUAUGAUUGAGGAGUUCAUCGUUAUGGGUGUGGCACCGGGCUCUUACUGUACCAGUGCCAUGUGGGGAAUGGCACCGCAUAGCAGAGCUGCUGCAGCGUUGUGACGAUGUGGCAGUGAGGUGUUAUCCCUUAUAUUACUGCAGUAUUACCAGCUUCUACACCAAAGUAACCCCAUCAUCCUCCUCGCUCGCUGUAAGAUAUAUUUAUUGCUGUCGUCUCUUUUUACACUGUACACAAGGAACGCCCCCACUGGAAUUUUUGGGGUGAUGUUAAAUAAAACCAAUGAUCGUCUCUG